This is a messenger RNA of Penicillium robsamsonii, 1290 nucleotides long. Its product is annotated as fungal specific transcription factor domain-containing protein. Gene Ontology annotation, molecular function: zinc ion binding; DNA binding. The record is from RefSeq and is a predicted model, not a curated record. The transcript has 2 exons. NCBI's taxonomy places the organism in Eukaryota, Fungi, Ascomycota, Eurotiomycetes, Eurotiales, Aspergillaceae. Gene Ontology annotation, biological process: DNA-templated transcription. The coding region runs from base 1 to 1290 and encodes 429 amino acids.
AUGACUGAGAACAAUACCUCGUCUUUUGACACCCGAGCUACGCAUUUCGCAAACCAUGCCCGCAGCUUGCUACAAACCUUUGAAAACCUCCCUCCAAGCCUGGAAGCCCUUCGGUGCCAUACUCUGAUCACGAUAUACUUUCUUCACAUGGACUUUCUGGAUCUUGCCCUGCAGUCUAUUUCUGUCACGGCUCGACUAGCAAUGGCCCUUCAGCUUCAUCGAAAAUCGUCGUCUCUUACAAAAGGAAGCGAUUCUUAUGAUAAGAAUCUGUGGUGGACAAUCUACGCCCUGGAUCGUAACCUCGCAUGCCUUGGUGGGAUACCUUAUCUCAUCAGAGACGAGGAGAUUGACGAGCCGAGACCAGCACGGGAUGGAAAAUUCAAAAGGUUCUCCAGUGUGACAUACACCAAUUGCCAGAACGAACUCGUCCACCAAGAUGGACUGAUAGAGGGAAGCCUUCAUCAGGAAGCGAUGUACUUGGAAGUCCUAGCGUAUUUGGGCCGCAUUUGGGCUUGCAUAUGGAACGAUUUAGUUACUGAUAGCUCAGAGCCCGACUGUCAGUGGCAAGCGACAGAAAUAUUGGAUGCCCAGCUUCGCAUUCUUCAACAACAGCUCCCGGCUGAACUCCUCUGGAGGAGCCCCUCAAACCUGGGGAGAGAUUUAGAAAAUAUUCAGGAAACUGCGAUGCAGAGACAGCUUAUCAUUCUGAUGCGUAUCAAUACCCUCCGACUCUUCAUUCGACGAAAUCCCGCUUCGAACUGUACCUGUCUAGACAGGAAAUCCCCGCACGAUGAUGGUGCAGCCAUUUCAGCGCAAACUAUUGGAGCCAUAGUGAAUUUCAGCUCACGCCAUGAAGGCCUAUUGCCAAUCGGCCACUCUAUCAGCACGACUCUCGUCCAAUGCAUUCUAUACCUAAUAAACAUCAUCAGCGAGUCCUCCAAUAUGAGUGGAACAGAAUCAGCCUCCUCUUCUGUUGUGUCAGCUUACCAGGAGUUGGUCAAUUUGUCUAACCAUUGCGUAUCUGCAGGAAAUGCACUUGAGACACUUGAUGAGGCAUUCUUCCGCUACGGAGACGGCCCGGCGCGGCCUGAAAUGACAACCAUACCACAGGUACAUCGUGCAAGUAUUAGCCAUUCAAAUGGGCUGGAAGGUGCCCGAGGACACGGACGGUGUGAGCAAGGAAGGAAAAGUGGUACUCCCACUCUCGGCGAGGACAGUCCCGGCGGGAGCGAUCUUUUCGAUCGCCUACAAAAGAGCUACGAGAGCCUGGACAGCUUGCUACCGAGUUAG